GUGUGAUGCCAUGCUUUGCCAAGCCAAGCGGCUCCAGCCCGCCUGGGCUUGCUGUGCCACCAUUGGACUUCCCCAGGGGGGGAUGGGUUUAGCAGGCUCUGGCUGGUAGUGGAGAGAUGGGCGUCAUUCUGAAAGAACUGACAAAAAGAUUCGGAGUCAAGGAAACAAAAAGGAAACUCGACAUCAUCAUAGACAUAGUUAUUUGUCGAAGAACGAAGUAGUAGACAACAAGGGCGUCGCAGUAGUCAUUAUCAUUUCUUCAAUUUCUUACUCGAUAAGGAGUAUUUCCAGGCCGAAAAAGAAGUGUCAAGAUGGCACAUUCGGAGUGGUUUGGCGUGUCUGCGGAGAAGAGGCUAAGGAAAUCGAUUGGGCCUUGAACUGUUUUAUGAUCCCCCAUUCUUGUGUUCGCAUUGCUACCUAUAAUCUCCUCGCUGGAGCCAAGGGACUCGCACUCGAAGACGGUAUCACUGCCACAAAAGCCACGCUCUUCAAGAAUUGGUAUACUGGAAACUUAUAUCACGUCAUCUCUGCUUACCUUUAGGUGCUUGAUGUUCAUACACGUUGCGCUCGAAGAUGUUUUGUAAUUGUUGCGAAGCUUCUACGUGAUGUGUCCAACGAUAGAUAAAAUCAAUACACGCUAAGUUUUUGAUUAUGUGUUCAUUUCAUAACGAUGAUCACCUUCAACGAGGCGCAUCUUCCAGGUACCACGAUUACUAUCUGGAUUUCGUUCAUCAUCAUCACCGCAACGAAGAGGACAUCUACUUUCCUUGGUUGAACGGUGUGUUGCAAGCUAAGAAGGACACUGAUGGAGAGGGGCAGCUACCGAAAAAACUGGGUGCCGCCCAUGUUGAACUGAUGGAUAUGAUGGACAGAAUCGAAGCACAGUCGCAAUCUCUGGAAGAAUUCGCAAAAUCAAAAGCAGAAAAAGCAAAAGCUUUGGUACAACUACAACUAACUUCUUGAAUAACCGAAGAACUUACACGAAAAAAGUUGUAGGUUGUAGAUCCUCCACGACUAGUACGUCAUCUUUUUCCCAGUCUGAGAGCAGAAGCAGUAGCAGAACCCUUUUCAGAGCGAUAUGUUCAUUUUCAAUCCUUCGUUCACGUCCAUUUCCUACAAAAUAACUUCGAACAAGUACAACAAGAACUAGUAGAACUAGAAGUAGAACUAUGAUAGAUAUUUAGUUGUAUCUCAAAAAAAAUACUAUCUUGCCCUUCCUGAACAAUCAUCCAGCACGCGGAUUUGCUUGAGCUAGUCGAGAAAUUUUCUGCUUUAAUGAUCGCACAUUUGGAUGAAGAAGAGGUUGUCAUCGUUCCCCUGCUUCGCAAGUAUGCUACGCCCAAGGAAGAAGAAGCAGUGGUGCAAAUAAUCCUCAAGGCGAUGGGCUUAGGUACUUCUCAUUACUGAGAACUAUAUAUUAUUUAUAUCGAAGGCAACCUCACCCAUGCUUCGGCAUGCAACGUCAGAUUGUAACCUUUGUCGCGAACAGCUUCGUAGAGACUUCACUGUAUUAGUAUUCAUAGUCUAGAAAAAGGAGAAGUAUUCCCAUCCGUGUCCCCAUGUUCUGCAUCCGGCUUACUAAAGCAUCACCUUUUUUGUCAUAAUUAAUCAAUCGCACCUCCGAUACUCAUAGGUGGCGCAAAGAUGAGUAUUCCGUGGAUCCUCGACGCUAUGGAUCAAUAUGAUCCGACGCGGGACAAAAAAUUCGUGAAGAGUUUCUAUGCUCAGUUGCCACCGCCCUUUCGCCUGUUCAACAGCUGCUGCUGGGUGAAGAGCUACACCAAAUUUAACAAGAACGUAAUCCAGGGACUAGCAGCUGGUAGGGCAAUACGCGUACCAGCAUGCUGCUGCUGUUAAACAGGGUGGAUGGGCUCUAUGAAAAGAACCGAGCAUGAUUGUGACUCUUUUAGUGCUGUAGUUUCUUGUUGCAUUAGUUGCAAUUCAUGAGGUCGUGUUUGAGCAUGUUUGAUUUCAUUUUCCUCUUAGAAUCAACAAUUUUUUUUUAUCUUGACGAGGGCUAUGGAUGCGGCCAAGAACUUGAGCAACGUCGAUUGAUUCCAAGAAUUGGAAUCUCGAUUUAUAUGCUUAUGCUCACUAGCCUCAGCACUUCUUCAAUGUGUAACCUUCGACAGUAGCGAUUAGCCAGUACAACAACUAGAACUCUCUUUAUUUCUUUGAUCAUGUUCUCGCUGCGUACAUAGCUAGCGCUGGCAGAACGCAAGUAGCAAAAGCUUCGGUGCUGGUACUCCUUAAGAGGUAUUCGAUAUUCUUCCGCUGUCAUUCGUUGAAGUCCUCGACUAUAAUGAGAAUGGCCAAAUGUUAUCCUUUCUCGUCUUUUGACUUUUUUUUUUGAGUUUCUGAUGCUUGAAUAGGUCUGCGGCUUUGCUCCUUAAUUUGCAUCUGAUGAUGAAAGAAGAUGAGGUUGAAGUCGUGACGCCCUCUGUUGUAGUAAGCCAAGCAACGACUCAUCCGCGAACAGUGCAACGUCAGCAAUCAUAUUGCGCAUCACGAUGACAUCAGCAUUUCAGUGAUGUGAGAUGACCCAUCUAGAAUCUAUUGGGAUAAGUACCACGCAUAUUGUUUUUUUUGGGGUAGAUGAACAAGUCUACCGAUGUUAUUCUUACAAGUCUACCGAUGUUAUUCUUACAAGUCUACCGAUGUUAUUCUUGGUGUUAAUAUAUUAUUCGUUUCUUCUUUGGCUUUGGGGUCGAAUUCCAUCUCGUUGUCUUCGUGAUUAUACUUACUAUUGCAGUUGGAUGCCUUUUUUUUAUCAAUCAUUCACAAUCUAAAACUCCAGCAAAACCGAAAUGGGGAGGAAUAGUUGAAGUUUGUUGAUACAUAUUUAGUUUUAGAUACAGACGUUUUAUGAGAUUCAAAGUCGACCCAUGGCCAUGUAACGCUAAAUUUACUUUAUUCUUAAUCGUGAAGAUGAAUUUGAAUACCUUUUCAUUUACUUACUCUCUUAUCCCAACGGUAAGCUCGACGAUCUACUAGGGACACGAAUGCUGGAUGAGUGGAGGUUGUACAGAAAUUAUUGCACAGUGAUGAAUAGAUCAACAAUCGAUACGCAGUAGUUAUCAUUCGUGAGCAUUCUACUGAUGCUAUUUGUAAUAUUGUGCCCCUCAAUAAUGGACUGGGAAGGCCUAAGAAAACUACAGGCAUGAUUUGUAUGAAGAUUUGUUUUUGUUAAGAUUUGAAAACCUAUCAUGUUAUUUAAUGUGAAUGUAUGUUUAAGUUUAUCAGUUCCAGGUUCGCAGUGGCAGUAUUUCGCACAAAAAAUAAUUCUUCAGAUCUCUAUUUUCUUUUUCCAGUAUUAAUAGCAUUGGUGAGCCUCAGCGUUAGUUCGAAACACGACGAUGUCAUCAUCAAUGAAGACACAGGAUUGACAAGGAAUACAUAGGAUUGACAUCAUCAAUGAUCACACAAUGAAUACCCUUGCUGGUGCGUCGAACGAUUCAUGAUAGAUGGAGCGGAUGUGGUUGGAGAGGACUUUUCCAUUCCGCAAGGAACCUCAACCAGCAGAACAGAUUUUAGUCUACCUUCUGGUAUGUCAGUCAUGUAGUUGGAAAAGACGAAAAACCUGGACCAACCUAUCUGAAUCUGUUGGGGAAAAAUGCAUACAUAGGAAGCAACUUAAACUUUACGCUGAGCUGGCUAACUCCUUCGCAAGUGAAUACGCGACACUAGAUAUUGAUCAGAUCAUUUUUAUAGAUUUAUUAAUUAAAGGAAACAAACGCAAAAGCAUUUUGAUCUAGCACAAGGUCAAAAGAUACCUCAAGACCAGGUAAAUGAAUGAAUGAAUGAUACGGACGGGGAUGUUCGAGGGUUGAAACAUCACGCCGUUUAUGAAAAUAAAGUCAAAAGUCGCUAAGCUAUGGAGUACACGUACAUAAUUACACUGUCAGGAUUAAUCAUCUUGUAGUGUGUUCUCCACCUUAUUCAUGCAGCGGUCUAGAUCACUGUAUUGGAAGACCACGUGCUGAUGAUGCGAUAAAAAGAUAUCGCCUCUAC
Messenger RNA from Amoebophrya sp. A25, 4011 nucleotides. Lineage: Eukaryota; Dinophyceae; Syndiniales; Amoebophryaceae. The record is from the annotation of a GenBank genome assembly.